Messenger RNA from Owenia fusiformis, 1282 nucleotides. The record is from the annotation of a GenBank genome assembly. NCBI's taxonomy places the organism in Eukaryota, Metazoa, Annelida, Polychaeta, Sabellida, Oweniidae.
GUUAGUAUGCCAGAAAUUAAGAUUAUAAUAUUUGAAACAUUUUUACAAAAAUUUGAAUCUGCCGUUUCAUUUUCAUUUCAUUUAACCAAUGAGUGAUGAUCGUCAUCACUAAAUAAAUUUCCAUUCAAGUUAUGGUCAUCUUUGAACUUAAGGGAUUGCCCUCCUCUUGUCUCCAAGGUAUCAAAAAUUACAUUUCUAUUGAAUAUAGCUGCCAUUUUGAAUGAGUGGUCAUGUAGAGGUAUACAGGUAGUUUGAAGAAACAAUAAGUGCCUUUUACAGGUAAAAUACAGGAAAUCAGUGUGGUAAAUCAAGUGUUAAUAUACUUUUUAUUGCUAUAUUGUAACUACGAGAUAAGUGAUUACAUGAAUCACUACAACUUAAACACAACUGUUAAAAAUAUUUACACAAAUGAAUUAAGCUCCAUAACUUAAAUGUAAUAAUUCUAGAGUAUUUCAAUAUUCACUAGCAGUAUGAAGCUUUCAAGUUGCAUAUUUUUCGCAUUUGUUUUUUUCCAACUAAAUUUUGUUUCUGGAAAACCUGCAAAGAAACCAAAACAUGCUCUUAUUACUAUACUUCUGGAUGGUUUCCGUAGCGAUUAUUUGAAAGUUGCUAGUGAGCAUGGGGUAACAAUGAAAGAUCUUAAAGGUUUUAAGCAUGUUUUGAAAAAUGGAGUAGAAGCAGAUUAUCUUCAACCAAUCUACCCAACAUUCUCAAUUCCAAAUCACUACACCCUCAUGACAGGUCUCUAUAGUGAGUCGCAUGGCAUGGUUGGGAACUAUAUGUUCGAUCCAAAACAUGAAACAUCCUUUCUGCUUUUAAAAAACCUUGAAUCAAGGGAAUCGUAUUGGUGGAAUGGGGGAGACCCAUUAUGGAUCACAGCUCAAAGACAGGGAAAGAGAUCAAGUUUGUUUCGCUGGGUAGGAUGUGAUGUUGAAAUCAAUGGGCUUAAACCUGAGUAUUGUAUCCCUUUUCCUACCAACUUUAUCCUACCAAGUCACAAAGAGAUGAAAGAUACUAUCAGUGAGGCUGUUCAGCAGAUAAAAAAUGGUACAGAUCAUACAGGAAUAUAUAUCCAGCUAAUAGAUAGUAUUGGACAUAUAUUUGGCCCAAAUUCUACAAACCUUAUUAAGGGGAUACAACAAGUGGAUGAACUUCUCACACUGCUCUUUAAGCAAUUAAAACAGCACAAGCUACACAAAACAACUGACAUCAUGAUAUUCUCUGAUCAUGGCUUUACACAGGUAUAUCCUCAUGGUGAUAAUAAGAAGGUGGUCUCCAUUGA